Molecule: messenger RNA, 894 nt
Organism: Cooperia oncophora
Lineage: Eukaryota; Metazoa; Nematoda; Chromadorea; Rhabditida; Trichostrongylidae
Source: the annotation of a GenBank genome assembly
AUGGUGGCAGAGGAGGGCCAGACUACUGUCACCGUGCAUCGAUCCCCGCGUUUCAUUAAUCAGGUUCCAAAUCUGACCAUCCAGCCGGGUAGUGAGGCGGUAAUCGACGUAGAAGUGGAUGCUGACCCUGCUGCACGGUUCACGUGGUUCGUAAACGGACGUGAAUUCCGCGAGUCCACAAACGGUGUCGAAUUGUUCUAUCCAAGUAUGAAUCGAUGUGUCGUCAAAUUUGCGUUCCCCGUUUCUGGGGAAUACAAAGUGGUCGCAUCGAAUGUUCACGGUUCGGCAAUGAGCAGCGGAUACAUAGAAAUUCACAGAGGGCAAAAGCGCUUCGAAGCAAAUGCGUCUCCGUUUGGCCGCGCGGCCGGCGAGCAUAUUUCCCGCAACAUAAUGGCAACCAGUCAUCAUGCCGGUAGUACUGCUACCCCAAGUGCCCCUGACGGACAGGAAUUACGCCAAACGCACCAGACUGUAAAUGUGUACGAAGUGAACUACACUCAACGUGCAUCGAGUGUUCCACGAGGUGUUCGUCAUCUGGAGAGUCACGUGGAGCUCCCGUCUCCAACCAGGAGAAGAGUCUCUUUAGAACAACAUCGUGCAGAGCACGGCAAAACACUGCCUGAUCGUCUUCCACGUACCCUCUACAAAACGCGAAGUGAAGGAGCCCGCUAUCUGCCCCAUGCACCGAAGUUCAUCACCACUCUUCCACCUGAAAUCACCGUGAAUCCAAACGAGAAACUCGUGCUUUCCGUCGAUGUCUCCGCCAUUCCGACAGCGGAAUUCCGAUGGGAUGUGAACGGAUUUGAAGUGAAACCGUCGAAGAACAUCACGCUCCUUAACGAACAAAACCGAUCGACGUUGGUGGUGCAACCGCCUGUCAAACAGGGCAAAUAG